AGACKGAARAUGCUAAAGAUGGCACRAACAAAUUAGAAACACAAAAUGCAUCAGCCACAACUCCAGAGACAGGAACAAAUACCCCAGCAUCAAGUCAAACUACUUUAAAGGAGUCCCAAGCCUCACCAGAAAAGAAAAUUAUGAAAACCUAUCGCACCUCCCAGAAAAAGUCCAAUGCAGAUGCMAAAAAUGCCGAAGAAAUGUCUCAUGACAAAAGCAAAAUAACAUCUGAGCAAGCAUCAGCUGAUAAAGAGAAUGGAAACACAGAAAAUACUGGCAAGGCAAUCCAAAAAGAUUCAGAGGAAAAGAUGAAGCCUAAAUUCAAAUGCACUUUUUGCAAUGACUCAUUCUUUUCACAGAAAGAUGUAGACACCCAUGCUAAGACACAUUCAAAUAAAAGAAAACURGAGAUUGAACCUGUGGAGACCCYUCCAGAAUCUGAAGCAAAGUCCUCUCGACCAAAGAGAAGUAAAGCUAUGAAGCCCAAGCCAGAUGAUGAAAAAUUAACYGAUGAUGACAACGRYGRUGAUGAUGAUGCCUUAAAGUGCGAAGUUUGUGGUGACGCAUUCAGUGCUGAGMUGAAGUUAAGAAAACACUUGACAACACACAAUGUAAACAAGAGGCUUCACUGUGAUGGCUGCAAGCUGCCAUUUGCCUUCCAGUACCAACUUGACAGGCAUACUCAAAGAAACACAGGAGCACAGCCUUAUAAAUGUGAUCAGUGCGAAGAUUCUUUCACUCUWCGAUGUCACUUYAAUUAUCAUCUGCGCUUGCACAAUCCCAAGAAGACCCAUGCGUGUGAUCAUUGUGGGAAAACCUUCAACUCGUUUGCCAACCUCAAAGGUCACAUUCGGAUUCACACAGGAGAGAAGCCAUACAAAUGUGACACGUGUGAUAAGCGCUUCACMGAGUACAGCAGUCUUGCYAAGCACAAACGAGCUCACACAGGAGAAAAACCUUUCAAAUGCAACCAUUGCGACAAAGCAUUCUCUCAGUCAGGUGGAUUGACAGCUCACAUGAGRACRCACACAGGAGAGAAGCCAUUCAAGUGCACKGAGUGCGAYCGUGCUUUUGCCAAGGGUUACAACCUSAARACCCACAUGAGGACCCACACUGGAGAGAAGCCCUACAAGUGUGAUAUMUGUGGAAUGCUCUUCUCACAGCAUAGCACUCUUGCUCAGCAUGCACGCCGACAUGAAACUAGAGGACCUAGAUCCAAGGUUUCCACAGCUCAGCAAACCACAGGUAGCCCAGAGUUUGUCAUUGUAGAGACUUCCCUUCAUCCAAAUGAUGACAGCAACUUGAGGCAAGGACAGUCCCAGCCACAAACAGAAACAACUACAGAAAAAGCAAGUACAAUUGUAKCAGAACUUCCAKCUACACCCAAGCAAGCAGAACCAAAGACAAUCCAGRCRGCUACCUUGGAAUCAAUUCCACAGGAAGGAACACCAAUCAUUGUUACCGAGACUGUACUGAGUGAAAAGACCGAAGCAGAAGAAAUGGCGGACAUACAAGAAGCAAGCGAGGCCAUUCAGAUGUUACAGAUGCAACAGUUGGUGAGUCAGGUGGAAGAAGUGGUCGCACAGGCUGCUGCCGCUGCUUCAUACUCGAGUUAAACUGACUCAAAAAGGACUCUAAAAUUUUAGGGAUUAAAAUCCAACUAGCCUGUCUCAGAAUGAACUCUCAAGGCUAUCAUUAUUAAUAUAAUAGUUAGCAGCAUCAUUUUAUUGUAAAACUAUUUUUUUAAUCUUAGUAAGUUAUUUUCUUGUAAGCAUUAUUUUUAAUCUUAAUGAAUGAAUUUGUGUGUUAAUUUCUCAAGUUAAUACAGGGACAUGCAUCUAGAGGUUUCAUGCGGAGGUUCCACCUCUUUUUUCUACAUAAGUGCAUGGUGUUGUUUUGGAUUCACAACGGAAAAAAACUGUUUGGAAAUUGGACAACGGAAAAAAAACUGUUUGGAAAUUGUUUUUACCCCUGGCCAUUGAUUUGGAAAAUAAAGUCUUAAAGAUUGUUUGAAUUCCCUGUAACCCCCCUGUGCACGCCCCUGUAAAAGCGCCACAUAACUACUAACUACAUAACUACUGUAAACUGACUCAAAACAAUGUAUAAUGAAUGUAAUCAGGUUAUACAAUUAUUUUUUUGAACAUUUUCUUGGAGGUUCUGCAACAUUUCAAUAAGUAUUCAGAAUGCUAUUACUUUUAUUAUUAGUAUUUUCAAACAUCACAUAAUUAGAUAUUCAUGGUUUCAGGGAUUGUAAAAAGGGAAAACUCAAAUUUUAUUUCGAAUAUAAUUAAAAAGUUUACAUCCUUUUA
Messenger RNA from Exaiptasia diaphana, 2309 nucleotides. Its product is annotated as zinc finger protein 391. Gene Ontology annotation, biological process: regulation of transcription by RNA polymerase II. The record is from RefSeq and is a predicted model, not a curated record. NCBI's taxonomy places the organism in Eukaryota, Metazoa, Cnidaria, Anthozoa, Actiniaria, Aiptasiidae. The transcript has a single exon. Gene Ontology annotation, molecular function: DNA-binding transcription factor activity; RNA polymerase II cis-regulatory region sequence-specific DNA binding. The coding region runs from base 141 to 1616 and encodes 491 amino acids.